Molecule: messenger RNA, 1072 nt
Organism: Entelurus aequoreus (snake pipefish)
Lineage: Eukaryota; Metazoa; Chordata; Actinopteri; Syngnathiformes; Syngnathidae
Product: zinc finger BED domain-containing protein 5-like
Exons: 2
Coding region: 19-1053 (344 amino acids)
Source: RefSeq, a predicted model, not a curated record
ACUGAUGGAGCCGCAGCCAUGGUCGGGCGCGUCAAAGGCUUCGUAAGUAGGGUCAAAGAAAAAAACCCGGAUGUUAUUGUUACGCACUGUUUUUUGCACCGUGAGGCACUCGUUGCAAAGACCUUACCAGCAGAUCUAGCUCCUGUUUUGGAUGAUGUUGUGCGCAUAGUGAACUUUGUGAAGACGCGACCUUUGAAAUGUCGCUUAUUUGCGUCUUUGUGUGAGGAAAUGGGAGCGGAACAUAAAGUGUUAUUGCUCCACACGGAGGUCCGGUGGCUGUCGCGCGGCAAAGUGCUUGCCCGUGUGUAUGAGCUGCGAGAGGAACUUAAAGUAUUUCUGACAAACGAGAGGUCCGAUUACUCAAAGCUGCUUGCAAGUAAUGAGUGGUGUGCAAAGCUGGCAUACCUGGCUGAUAUAUUUCAUCAUCUGAAUGAACUGAACACACGGAUGCAAGGCCGAAAUGAAAAUCUGCUUACAAGCACUGAUAAAAUGAAUGGAUUCCGUUUGAAGUUGCAGCUCUGGCAACAACAUGUGCAGCGUGGCAACCUUGAAAUGUUCCCAUUCACCGAGAAACUGCAUGAUGGCAACACUGCUGCAAUGUGCGAAGUGAUUGGCACACAUUUGAAAACUCUUGAGAAAAAGUUGUUAUUUUAUUUCUCUUCAGCCUUCACAGAAUGCCUUGACUUGGUCAGGGACCCAUACUGCUCAGCAUCCAUUGCUGGUAAGGACAUGACUUUAAAGGAGCAAGAGGAACUCAUUGAACUGAAACAAGAUCGGGGUUUAAAGCUAAACUUUGCUGAUCUUCCUUUGGACAGUUUUUGGUUAUCUGUUGCCAAGGAGUUCCCCAUUCUGGCCAACAAAGCCAUUUUGACAUUGCUCCCGUUUUCAACCACAUAUCUAUGUGAGCUGAGCUUCUCAAGCUUGACUGUGAUAAAAACUAAAAACAGAGAGAGACUGACAGCUGUUGAGGAAGAGCUUCGUGUGUGUCUUUCUACCAUUUCUGCCAGGAUAUCCAUUUUGUGUUCAUCGAAACAGGCCCAGGUUUCACACUAGGCCGAGGACGCCCAAGCUG